AUGCAGAAAGGAGCUGGUCAGCAGCCUUUCAUCCCAGACUUCUUUCUGGGCCAGAGCUCCCCCAUGUACAGGUUUGAGAGCCGCUCUGGAUCUGUGGCCUCCACCUUCCUCUGGGCACCUGAUCCCCUGAUUAGCCUGCUCUUUGGGCUUCUUUAUAUCAGAGAAGGGGGAACAGUCCUAAUUCCCAGGAUGCCCACAGAAGCACACCCGCCAGAAUCACAGGAGGGCAAUUGGAUGUUGGCAGACCUCAUGGAACAGCACCAGGAAGAGCUGGCCACCAUCGAGGCUCUAGAUGCAGGUGCUAUCUACACACUGGCCCUGAAGACCCACAUGGGCAUGUCCAUCCAGACCUUCCUCUACUUUUCUGGCUGGUAUGACAAAAUUCAAGGGGAAGGAAACAAUGGAGCCCCCUACCAGUGACUCCCCUUGCUUCUUCCAGGGCUCCACCAGGCCAGGCCAAACUACAACCUGACCUUGACCAGGAAGGAGCCUAUUGGGGUCUGUGGUAUCAUUAUACCCUGGAACUCCCCCCUGAUGAUGCUCUCCUGGAGGAUGGCUGCCUGCAUGGCUGCUGGGAACACAGAGGUGAUCAAGCCUGCCCAGUCUUCUUCUCUGCCUCCCUGGGUGACUCCACUCACAGCCUUGAAGUUUGCAGAGCUGGCCUUGAAGGCUGGCAUUCCCAAGGGCAUGGUCAACAUCCUCCCUGGAUCUGGCCCACUGGUUGGCCAGAGACUCUCAGACCAUCCUGAUGGGUGGAAAAUUGGGUUCACAGGUUCCACGGAGGUGGGAAAACACAUCAUGAAAAGCUGCACCCUGAGUAACAUGAAGAAGGUCUCCCUGGAGCUGGGCAGGAAGUCACCCCCCAUCAUCCUUGCUGACUGUGACCUCAGCAAGGCUGUGCAGAUAGGGAUGAGCUGUGUCUUCUUCAACAAAGGCGAGAACAGCAUUGCAGCAGGCCAGCUCUUCGUAGAGAACUCAAUCCACAACCACCUUGUACAGAAGGUGGUAGAAGAGGUGAAGAGGAUGAAGAUCGGUAACCCUUUAGACCGGGACACCAACCAUGGGCCGCAGAACCACCAAGCCCACCUACGGAAGCUAAUAGAGUACUGCCAGCGUGGCGUGGAGGAAGGGGCCACGUUGGUCUGUGGUGGGAGUCAAGUCCUUCGGCCAGGUUUCUUCUUCGAGCCAACCAUUUUCAUGGAUGUGGAGAACCACAUGUUCAUAGCCAAGGAGGAGUUUGGGCCCAUCAUGAUCAUCUCUCGGUUUGCUGAUGGAUAGGGAACGCUGCUUAUUGAUAUGGACACCGUGCUGUCUGGGGCCAAUGUGGCAGAAUUUGGUCUGGCCUCUGGCAUCUUCACCAGGGACAUCAACAAGGCCCUGUAUGUUAGCAACAAACUGGAGGCAGGCACAUACAACAAGACCGACGUGGCUGCUCCCUUUGGAGGGUUCAAGCAGUCCAGCUUUGGCAAAGACCUUGGUAACCUAGUCCUCAACACCUGUAAGGCACCUUGGUGCUGGGCCCAGUCCUGGGGGCCAGGGGUAUAGUGUUGACAAGACGGCUACCAGUGCUCACUUCUUACUGGGAGGGGACAAGCG
Molecule: messenger RNA, 1596 nt
Organism: Leopardus geoffroyi (Geoffroy's cat)
Lineage: Eukaryota; Metazoa; Chordata; Mammalia; Carnivora; Felidae
Product: cytosolic 10-formyltetrahydrofolate dehydrogenase-like
Molecular function (GO): aldehyde dehydrogenase (NAD+) activity; formyltetrahydrofolate dehydrogenase activity
Source: RefSeq, a predicted model, not a curated record